CAGAGCCUUUUUUUCCCCUCUGGUGUCUGGGACGUGGGCAGGGAUUUGCGGUGUGGGCAGGGAUUUCCUCACUCUCCGCUCCGCUCGGGAUGAUCUAGCAGUGAGUCUGGGAUCUGGACGGAGAGGAGCCAGGAAUGAUGAGCGGCCGCACGCUUUGCCUACUGCUGUUGCUGGGUUUGCUGGCCGCCGGGGAGGACAGCUCGCCUGGACUCCCCGAACAGCAGAGGCCGGAGCGGGAAGGCUCCCCGGCUCCCGGGGCUGGAGGGAGACCCGGGAGGAAUGGGGCUCCCCCGAACCGGAGGAGCGAUCAGCCGCCCCUGGAAGCCACCAAAGCGAAGUUGGGAGCCCUCGCCCAGUUCUUCGGCAAAUUCCGGCUGCUAGUGCUGGCCGCCCCCGACCCCUCGGAUAACUCCUACCGCCUGAUGGAGCAGCAGAUCGACGUGAAGAGCCGGCAGCUCCGCUGUCACUUGGUAGCCAGGGACCUCUUGGUCCUGAUCUUGUUCCAGGAGGCUAGUGCCUCCCCGGGCAAGUUGCUCACCGUCUCCCAGGAAGGCGAGGUCUCGGAGCAGACGGUGGGAGCUCAGGAGGCAGCUCAGAUCCGGCAGCACCUGUCCUUGGAGGAGGGUCAGUUUGGAAUGGUGCUGCUCAGGAAAUCCAUGCAACUGUACGAGAGGUUCCCGUACGCCGUGAGGAUGGAGGCUGUGCUGGAAACGGUGGACCAAAUGCCCCUCAGGAAGAUCGAAAGCGUGACCAGGAGAAGCCAGCAGCUGAAGUGCAAAGGUGGGAGGGACAGGAAACUGGGCUCAAGACAAUUCCACCACAACAGGAGGGGAAUGGUCAACAGGACAAUGAGCAACAGGGGAAUGGUCAACAGGACAAUGAGCAACAGGGGAAUGGUCAACAGGACAAUGUCGAACAGGAGAACGAUCAACAGGGGAAUGGUCAACAGAACAUUGAUCAACAGGGGAAUUGUCAACAGGACAAUGGUCAACAGGACAAUGUCGAACAGGGGAACGAUCAACAGAGGAACGGUGCAAAGGACAAUGCCCAACAGCAACAGGGGAAUGGUCAACAGGACAAUGUCGAACAAGGGAACGAUCAACAGAACAUUGAUCAACAGGGGAAUUGUCAACAGGACAAUGAGCAACAGGGGAAUGGUCAACAGGACAAUGUCGAACAGGGGAACGAUCAACAGAGGAACGGUGCAAAGGACAAUGCCCAACAGCAGAUUGAGAUUAGCUUCUCCCAAUUCCCAGAAGUUGGUCCGUUCUAAGAGUGCCAGUUCUUCAGGGAAACUGAGAACGUCAGCCCCAGGCAGCAGGAGGACACUGGGCAAACGGAAAGGAUCAGCCACCACCCUGAACUCUAUUGGUAAGAGAAGAGCUGACAGCCCCUGGAGUGCAGAUACGCCCAAGGAGUCUCCCACAGUGCCACCAGGACAGCGGAUGAUGGAUCAGAUCAAAAAGAAGGUGCAGCAGAUGUUAGUGGCCAAACACCAGAAACCUGACCAGCGCAGGCCAAUUCUCAUCAGCCAGAAUAAGAGCCAAAUAUCCCGGACAGGAACUCAUACCUACCCCAUACCCUGGGCCCGAUCUACUAGCUCACCUCCAGUGUCCUCAACCAUGACUUUUCUUAACAGACCUACUGCUGGUACUGAACUGGGUUUCCAACCAGAGAAUGCUGUCCCCCUGAAACGCAACCAAUCUCAAUUGUCACCAGCUCAGACUGUAAGGCCAGGAGUCUUUGAAUCCAACCCAAGCAUAGUUCAGUCCCAGGACAGUUUUUCCGCUUAUCAGACUCUGGAGAACUUUUCCAGUCUCCCUCCAGCUAUGUCACAUCACACUGAGUCAGGACAUUGGAACAAUGGAUCACCUAGCGUUCAACCCAGUCUUAUUGGGCCCUCUAAUCCCUCUGACCGAGUGUCUCAUGUCCCACACCAACAAGAAACAUCAGCCUCCAACCCUGAGAGCCACCAAACAAUGGACCAGUGGUCAGAUUCUCUCCCCAGGACCACACUUCCCAAAACGCCCAGGGUUCCCGUCACUGUGCAGCCCAUUGAAGAUGGAACUCGCGACAAGGCAGAGGGAGAGUUAAGCCAGCUGCCUCCAGAACGGGGGGGAGGGCGUCAGAGGCAGAAUAACCCAAUAUCUGUACGAACCAGAGGCAAGAAAGGGGAGAACAAGCAAGAAGGUAACGCAAAUAAAGCGGUCAGAAACAAAGGCCGGAAAAACAGGAGAAACCGCAAGAACAAGAAAAAUGGCCCCAGAAACUCAAAGCCGAUUGACAACAGGGAGCUCAUGGGACUUUUACAGCAUUUUCGGAACAAGCGGAGAUUGCUGCUCAUUACAGCACCCAGGAAAGACAGCAAGCUCUACAUACACCAAAGGGAUGAGUACCUGGAGCACUUAUGCCAGCUAGCUGUCCGGAAAUUCAGCAUGAUCGCUAUCCUGGGCUCACAAUCCAACAGCACCCUGAUGGUGGAGCAUUAUCAGAAUGAGAACGAAUUAGCACUUGAAAACCCAGCUUCCGAAUCUGCCAACGUUGAGCUGAUUGCUCAGCUACGAAGAGAAUUUGGGAUGUCAUUUGAUGAAUUCUUUAUGGUUCUGGUUGAUUAUGAUAUGCAAGUUAAGCAAUAUUUCGAUGUCCCUAUCCCUGUUAAGAUUCUAGUGGAUUAUGUGGACACACUGCCUUCUCGGCGGCUAGAGAUUGAGGAAGAAAAGAAAAAUGGUGUCACCUGUAUCGAACACAACAGGGAGGUCAACAUCAACAAAUUUCUUUCCAGAUGUCCUGAAACCUGGGCACUCGCAAAUAGCACAGUGUCUGCAUUCUCAGUCUUGGCUGCAGAGCAUAGAAUUCGCCACUUUACUCUAUUGAAGUUGGUGGGAUCAGGUGAAGAUGUUUCGGGAUCUAUGGAAGUGUUUCCAUUGAAUGGAAGAGCUGAAGUGGCGACGGAGGUGUUUUCCUCAAUGCUGGUGAAAGGCCUUCGUGAACACUUCCAGAUCAGCGAGGAGCACUUUAUGCUGUUCGUAAUCGGUAAAGACGGCACCAUCAACUCCUGGUACCUGACUCCUGUCUGGUCGCUGACGAACAUUUAUGAACUGGUGGACUCAAUGCAACUGAGGCAAGAGGAGGUACAGCUUCAAGAGACACUGGGAAUCUCAUGCCAGGAGGAUGAAUAUUCCCCCCAUUACCGUGGAUACCCUGAGCAUGGAUAGCAUCCCCAUAAUAGGAAAUAAUUCUCAUGUGAGACAAAUCACUAAUGAUAUGAACUUUGUUUUAAAUAUAUAGUCAAUUUAUAUCAGCAAUAUGCAUUGGACAGUUUACAAUAUCAAUGUUAUCACUGCACUUUGUACUUGUUAGGGUGGUAGUGCUGCAAUAACCAAUACAGUAGCUCCCCUGAUGAGC
Chiloscyllium plagiosum (whitespotted bambooshark) is the source of this 3405-nucleotide messenger RNA. NCBI's taxonomy places the organism in Eukaryota, Metazoa, Chordata, Chondrichthyes, Orectolobiformes, Hemiscylliidae. The record is from RefSeq and is a predicted model, not a curated record.